AUGAGACUCAUCCAAGCCAAUGUCUCCGAGUGCUUCCUAUACAUCACGCUUUCUCACCGCUGGAGCGAAUCCGGGCCGUUGUUGCGCGACAUCGAGGGUCGUGUGAUAUAUGAUAUGCCAGUGAGAGGGGUCCAAGCCUUCUGUGCUGUUGCUCGCGAGCUGGAUUACUUGUGGGCCUGGAGCGACACGUGCUGUAUCGACAAACAUAGCAGUGCCGAGUUGCAAGAAACUAUAGCAUCAAUGUUCGCGUGGUAUCGACAUUCCGCAUUGACCAUCGUAUACCUUUCUGAUAUUCCUGAUACCGGUUCGCUCGGGAACAGCGAGUGGUUCAGACGCGGGUGGACCCUCCAGGAACUACUGGCUCCCCAGACCGUGCUAUUCUACACCCAAAAUUGGUCACUUUACGAAGACCUCACGCCUUCGAACCACACAGCCGAUAUUGCAGUGCUGGAAGAACUGGAGAGGGUAACUGGAAUAGAAACCCGGUUCCUCACCAACUUUUCUCCAGGUUGGGAUGAUGCGCGAUCGAGGCUCCAAUGGGCGGCGCUGCGUCAUACCACCCGACCCGAAGAUAUUGCUUAUUCACUUUUUGGGAUCUUCAAUCUUCACCUUCCUGUUCUGUAUGGCGAACCUGCCGAGAACGCACUUGGCCAUCUCCUGUCGGAAAUUAUAUCGCAGUCUGGGGACAUAUCAGUUCUAGAUUGGGUCGGGGAGGCAUCAUCGUUUCAUAGCUGUCUCCCUGCUCAUAUUACCUCGUAUGAAAGGCUGCCAUCGUCUCAACCCCAACGUCAUACAGAAGAACAACCAUCCACGACAAGUCAGGCACUGUCGUUGUUCGACAUACUGUGUGACCUUGCUGCGUCGCUCCUCCUUCAAUUUCUAAGUCGUUUUCUGACAUCACCGAGCACCGCCCCAGCAGAUCGGCUGCGAACUCUAGAUUCAUAUGCGCCAAGCGACGUAUACGAUUUCCACUCAUUGAACAGAGUACCCCUUCCGUGAUUCCUCAAUCGUUGCCUUAUGCUGCCAUGCAUCGCCCACCAUGUCACAGCGGUUCAAUUGGCGGGUGAAGAUCCAUCGGGAGCGAGUUACAUGUACAAAAUCCAGGCAUGCGGUCUGAGGCCAUUGAAAAUCGCUCUGCCAGACAGGCUAGAUAAUGCGACAAUCUCACAAGGUGCACUGCACC
Molecule: messenger RNA, 1183 nt
Organism: Pisolithus orientalis
Lineage: Eukaryota; Fungi; Basidiomycota; Agaricomycetes; Boletales; Pisolithaceae
Exons: 1
Coding region: 1-999 (332 amino acids)
Source: RefSeq, a predicted model, not a curated record